GCUGGGAGCGGCGUGCGAACUUGCGCAGGCAGCGAGCGUCGGCUCUCUCCGCCUGCUGCCCCGGCUCUGCCUAAUGAGCUGCACCAGAGACUCCACGGGAGGGCAAGUUGACUGACUGCCGAGUUGAAUCUGGCAUCCGGGAGGCCUCGGAGGUGUGGAGAUUUGCUUUGUGCUUCUUAGGCGGAGCUGAUUUUGAAUGAUCCAGGUUUUAGAUCCACGGCCUUUGACAAGUUCAGUCAUGCCAGUGGAUGUCGCCAUGAGGCUCUGCUUGGCUCAUUCGCCACCUCUGAAGAGUUUCCUGGGCCCUUACGAUGACUUUCAACGGAGAAAUUUUGUCAACAAAUUAAAGCCUCUGAAACCUUGUCUCCAUAUAAAACAGGAAGCCAAAUCACAGAACGACUGGAAGCGUUCACACAACCAAGGCAAGAAACGAGUCGUGUUUGCUGACUCCAAGGGUCUCUCUCUCACCGCCAUCCAUGUCUUCUCUGACGUCCCAGAAGAACCAGCGUGGGAUCUGCAGUUUGAUCUCUUGGACCUUAAUGAUCUGUCCUCUGGCUUAAAACUCCAUGAGGAGAAAAACUUGAUUUUAGAUUUCCCUCAGCCUUCAAGUGAUUACUUAAGUUUUCGGAACCACUUUCAGAAGAACUUUGUGUGUCUGGAGAACUGCUCUCUGCAAGAGCGAACAGUGACUGGGACUGUGAAAGUGAAAAACGUGAGCUUUGAGAAGAAGGUUCAGGUCCGUAUUACUUUUGAUACCUGGAAAAGCUACACCAAUGUGGACUGUGUCUACAUGAAAAAUGUGUAUGGUGGCUCAGAUAGUGAUACCUUCUCAUUUGCCAUUGACUUACCCUCUGUUAUUCCAACUGAGGAAAAAAUCGAGUUCUGCAUUUCUUACCAUGCUAAUGGGCAGGUCUUCUGGGACAACAACGAUGGUCAGAAUUAUAGAAUUGUCCAUGUGCAAUGGAAACCUGAUGGAGUACAGACACAGAUGGCACCCCAGGACUGUGCAUUCCACCGGGGGUCCCCCAAGGCUGAGUUAGAGUCAACAAUCUUUGGCAGUCCAAGGCUGGCCAGUGGGCUCUUCCCAGAAUGGCAGAGUUGGGGAAGAAUGGAGAACUUGGCCUCCUAUCGAUGAAUUAAGCAACCUAGUGACUGGUCUUGACCUGUCAUAUUCCCCAUGUAAUCCCCCAGGUCUAUAUUGCUCAAUAUUAGGAAGUCUUAGCUACUUUCCUUCAGUAGGUUUAGGUUUGAGCUUUUGGGACCUGGCUACAAAAAAGAAAAAAAAGUAGCCACUUGAGAAUUUAGUGUUGGGACCUAUAUCAAUGAUGCUGCCCAACUUCGCUGUGGAGGAUGAAGUAACAGCCUGGAAGUUCAUUUUUAUAAAAGUAAUACUUCUUAAAUGCCAUUUCUCCUUCCCUCUCAAUUGACUAGCUUUCAUGGUGGGCAAAGAAAGGUUGAGGAGGGACAGUUGAUGGUGAUGGAAAGCUGUAUUAAUGGUAUGAGGAAUGUCUGAAAAGUGUUCACAAAGCUCUGUAGCUUGAGUCAGAGUAGGAGCGAGAGGUCUGAUACUUAACUGUCGGUGAGAAAAUGUAAGGUUAUUUUGUGUUUUUAAGUUGGCUUUACAGUUCUCUCCUGGGGAAAUAAUAUGUAGAGGGGAGAAAAAGACCUAUAUAUUUCUCUGGAGAAAAACCAAACAAACUUUAGGGGUGUUGGGUGAUCCUGGAGAAAGGUGAGUUAUAACUCUGGAGCAUCAAAAUUUUAAGUGAAGCCUUUCUGUUCAAACAUGAUUUAUCAAAAACCGUGAUUUGGGGAAAGUUUAAGCAAAUCUGGCUUUGCAGUUGUAAUGCUUUGCGAACAAAACAUCAUGCGUGGGUUCCCAGAGAAUGCCGCUUAACCAAAAAGCCAUGCCAUCAUCAAUGGCUAACAACUUGUAGGGACUCUAAGUCAUGUCAAAGAUAGCUCUUUGCAAGUGCCUUGAUUAAACCAGAACAUUGUAGUUGCUUAACCCAAAUAUUUGAAGGGUCGUCUGAUAACUCAUGAGUGGCCUCAUGAGAAGGCCCACCCUGUAUGCUGGCAUUCCUCCUGCAGUACUACUGUAUCUUAGAGAGUGUUGUCAGUAUACACAACUCGCAUCCUUCAUAUUGAAGGUGACUUAUUUUUUUCACGACACUUUUUCGAUGUGAUGUUGGAAGUGAGGACUGACACUGAUUCUCAAUUCAAGAAUCCAGUACCUUGCACAUAAAAGUAGCAAUCUAUUUCUUGCCUCUAUUUAUCUUGUUGUUUUAAGUCUUUCUACCAAUUUCUUUGAUGUCAAAAUAUACAUUUUUUAGAAUGACUGUGAAUUGUUUUGAAUGUGUUGUAAUAUAUUUGUUUUGAGGUAUGCAUAAAUUCAUUCUGUAAGAUCUCAAGGACAGGAGUAUUUGCCUCUAUCACGUGCAUGUCCAUUGAGAGAUGUUCAGAGAAUGCAGUUAAUUUUAACAUGUGUGAUCUGCCAGGCCGGAAAAGUACUAUUGGAAUAACUCUACUGUGACAGUAUUUGAAGUUUGGCUAGCACCCACAUUUUUCUACUCUCAAUAUUUCACUCUCCUAUAGCUAUCUGUAGUGAAUGUCUCACUGUAAGAAUAAAAGUGUUUGAUAUAAGA
Molecule: messenger RNA, 2642 nt
Organism: Pteropus alecto (black flying fox)
Lineage: Eukaryota; Metazoa; Chordata; Mammalia; Chiroptera; Pteropodidae
Gene: PPP1R3C
Product: protein phosphatase 1 regulatory subunit 3C
Exons: 3
Coding region: 197-1135 (312 amino acids)
Biological process (GO): regulation of glycogen biosynthetic process
Cellular component (GO): protein phosphatase type 1 complex
Molecular function (GO): protein phosphatase 1 binding; glycogen binding
Source: RefSeq, a predicted model, not a curated record